This is a messenger RNA of Ruditapes philippinarum (Manila clam), 1984 nucleotides long. Its product is annotated as 6-phosphogluconolactonase-like. NCBI's taxonomy places the organism in Eukaryota, Metazoa, Mollusca, Bivalvia, Venerida, Veneridae. The coding region runs from base 33 to 761 and encodes 242 amino acids. The transcript has 5 exons. Gene Ontology annotation, molecular function: 6-phosphogluconolactonase activity. Gene Ontology annotation, biological process: pentose-phosphate shunt; carbohydrate metabolic process. The record is from RefSeq and is a predicted model, not a curated record.
AUAUUUACAUUUAUUUAGAGAUUAUUUUCAAGAUGGCUGCGCCCAUGAUUAUUUGCGAGACUGAUACACAGGUUGCAGAAAAGCUCUGUGCAUUUGUUAUUGCUAAAGCAAAUGAAUCAAUUAAAGCAAACGGGUCAUUCUACGUUGGGUUGUCAGGUGGUAGUUUAGUGAAGUACCUGUGCAAUGGGCUCCCACAGUUAGAUACAGACUGGAAGAAAUGGAGGAUAUUUUUCUGUGACGAGCGACAUGUACCUUACAAUAGUGAUGAUUGUACAUACACGCCAUACAAACAAGGUCUUGUUGAUAAAGUUGGAAUGUUGGAGAAUAACAUUUUCCCCAUAAAUCCAAAUUUAUCAGUUGAAGACAGUGCUAAAGACUAUGCUUCAAAGAUCCGCCAGCAUUUCCCCGGCAACGAUCUUCCUCGAUUUGACAUGCUGUUGUUAGGCAUGGGUCCAGAUGGUCAUACUUGUUCCCUCUUUCCUGGACACAAACUUCUGGAGGAGAAGGUUGAUAUUAUAGCCCCUAUCUCAGACAGUCCGAAGCCACCACCAGCACGUGUUACCAUGACAUUUCCUAUGAUCAACAAUUGUAGAUAUGCUGUUUUUGCCUCGUGUGGUGAAUCCAAAGCAGAAAUGGUCCAGAGAGUGUUAGAAGGUAAUGAAUCUCCACCCUUGCCAGCUGCGCAGGUUCGGCCAACAAACGGAGAGCUCCACUGGUUCCUUGAUAAACCUGCAGCAUCCAAAUUAAAAAAUAAACUGUGACUGUGAUACUUGUAUUUAAAUAAUAAAAGGUGCCCCUUUGUGAGGUAGUUGUUUAAAGUGGCUUGCCUCCAGAUUUUUCUUUUUAAUAAAAAAAAUUGUUGUAAAGUAAACAAAUAAAAUCAUUUUACCUAGACUAUGGCACCUAGUACUACCUGAAACUUGUCAAAAUAUACAGAUACUCCUCUUCACUGUAUUAGUAAUGAAGUUUUGGUAAUAAAAUAGUAAAUCAUGUCAUAUUUUGCAUAAUACAUUCAAAAUUUUGCCUCAAUUUGAAUAUUUUUACAAUCCUUCAACAAUAAAUAUAUAUAUUUUUUAAGUUUAAUUUUUAGAAGAGUUAUGUUACUUAUCUGGUGGCAUGCCACUUUAAGUUAUCUACUUAGAGGUUACUAUGGGACAAAUCUUGUUAGACAGGAUUGAAUUCCUUCAUAUGACCAAGCUAUCCAGCUAGCUUACACAAGAAGUACAUAAUAAUAAUAAUAUAUAUUUAUGAAAUUAAAUUAUACAGGACUUAUCUUUUUAGCAAGAAGAGAUAUUUAUGUACAUGCAAAUUGCGUGACUAGGGAAUUUAACAUUCUUUAAAACUAAGUUUUUGAAUGGUAUUUAUGAAAGCUUCAGUAUGGUAACUGCUUAGUGUUAUUUUAGAAUUUUUUUUUCUUUUUCAAUACAAUAUACAUGUAUUUUACUUUUGCUUUCUGUAAAAUUUUUGCCACAAUUUAAUUUUAUGCUUUGCUUAAAUUUUACCAUUAAGACUUAUGUACAGGACUGAAAUUGUUUUUAAUCUAGAACAGUCAACUGUUUUGGGAUUUUAAUAUUAUAAUAAUUAAUAGAACUUCUGACAGUUAAGUUUUUUCCUUAGACUGAAUACACAUAGCUUGUUGUAUACUGGUGACUGGCCAGUCAUUAUCAAUGCUAGAAUUCAGCCAAUUAUUUAGCCAUUUAACUUCUGUUAAGCCAAUUAACAAUUGUGUAUCCAAUUGAAAUAUUAUUGCAUUGUCAAUACUAGCAUUAUUACAUAUAACUAGAUUUAUAUUUGGCUGCAUAAGAGAGGUGAAAGCUUAAAAGACAUAACACAAGGACAGGUUUUAGAAUAAUUUAUUUUCUGUCUUCCUGUUCCAGUCAACAAGUGACCUUAAUCAGAUUUAUAUUUUGUUUAUUUAAACAGAAAUAUGUAUAUGUAUUUGGAAUACUGAAAUAUUAAAUGCUUGAAAAGCAAUUAAGUUAAA